UUUUUUUUUACCUAAAACGUAUCCAAAUAUAAGUUUUGUGGAAAAUAUUUAAUUUCACCAUGAGAAUUCAAAUGGAACUGAAGUAAAGGGCUUAUUGUCAUAAACUGAAAGGCACUGAAACACCAUUAACUGGGAGUGAUUACGGAUAAUUUACAACUCUCGCUGUCACGGGAAGUGAUUGAAGGUUUACAGGCGACAUCAGGAAUCCUAAAUCAGGUAACACGAAGUAGUGCAUAAGGAACACCGGUUUACCUGAGUGCCACAACGCGCCAAAGCAUCAUCGACAUGCGGAUGUGUUGCAUUCUCGUCUAUAUCUCGGUCAUUCAGUUGGCUCUUUCACAAAGAUUCCCUGAAAGGGGAAAUUUUCGAAAUCUUAAAAGAGGGCACGCACGGAGGUUUGGUCGCCCUUCCACGCAUCGACCUUGGCGACCAGUAGACUGGAAAACGCAGUAUAACCAUUUAAACAGACAUUACGGAGGCAGGCGUCAUCUUCCAUGGGAAACCCUAACGCCAGGACCAACAGACGACAUUAACAGGAUUGUGACACGUCCUGGGGAGGGGCCCGGGAAUCUCGGGGGUCCAGACACCAGUAUAAUACCAGCCUCGUCGGGGGGAUCUCUUUUACCACAGAUUGGUAAUAUUUACUGCGCUGUUUGCUGUCGUGUACAUUGGUACUACUAUAACAACUGCAUCAGACGAUUUUGCGCAAGUCGUGGUCCAGAUUGUCCACCUUUUGGAUAAACCUAAUCUAUAUCCUGUUAUCCAUUGUGAUGUUGAAAAGAUAAUAAAAAUGAGCCAAUAUCAAUGAAUGAGUGGUCCCCCCUCAUGCUCUUUGAUUUCAUUUAGAAUAAACGACAAACAAAUGUGAAAA
Messenger RNA from Ostrea edulis (European flat oyster), 871 nucleotides. RefSeq lists its product as uncharacterized. The coding region runs from base 286 to 741 and encodes 151 amino acids. The record is from RefSeq and is a predicted model, not a curated record. Lineage: Eukaryota; Metazoa; Mollusca; Bivalvia; Ostreida; Ostreidae. The transcript is spliced from 2 exons.